AUGCGAGCUACUUCAAUCCUAAUCGGACUCUUUCCUUUCAGUUCUGCGCUGGUGGUGCCUCAGGCUUCUUGUAGGCAAAAUCCUGGGCUAUCCAUGGGAUUGUAUGACGAUCCAUUGCCACCCAAACAAAGUGAUGACGAUGAAGUUGCUGAAAUCCCCCUAUCGGCGAGACGAUUGUUCAAUUUCAAACUGGAUGGCACGGAAUCGAGAGGUUUGUUGCCACCUUUGUCGCGUAGUCUGGAUUCUGGCAUUGGAUGUUCUUUCACACCAUCGGGUCCAGAGGUCCAAGAUUUGGUCGAAACGACAGAUUGCAAUGCCUUAGAUGCUGCCUGGGCACUGGAUGCUUGCAAAGGAGAUGCCGUCCAGGCAGAAAAUUGUAUCGAAGCAGCGCGAUCGAAAUUCAUGAACGACGAACCAAGUACAUCAUCAUCAUCUUCUUCUUCCCAAGGUUUUGACCUUCGAAAAGCAGAACGACUCAAGAAACAAGCGGCCAAAAAAGGCAGAAUCAUCAUAGGACCUCCAGAGACUGGUGAACAAGAUUGGUUGCCAAUCAAGAACCCAGCACCAGUUGAUGAUGAGCCAUGGUUCACAGGGUGA
Cylindrotheca closterium is the source of this 597-nucleotide messenger RNA. NCBI's taxonomy places the organism in Eukaryota, Bacillariophyta, Bacillariophyceae, Bacillariales, Bacillariaceae. The record is from the annotation of a GenBank genome assembly.